Molecule: messenger RNA, 1221 nt
Organism: Gopherus flavomarginatus (Mexican gopher tortoise)
Lineage: Eukaryota; Metazoa; Chordata; Testudines; Testudinidae
Gene: ANAPC16
Product: anaphase promoting complex subunit 16
Exons: 5
Coding region: 180-512 (110 amino acids)
Biological process (GO): protein ubiquitination
Cellular component (GO): cytosol; kinetochore; anaphase-promoting complex
Source: RefSeq, a predicted model, not a curated record
GCCGUGCGUACUCGCGCCCGACCAGCACGUAGCGCGCGCGUGACACACUCAGGCCGCCUUCGCCACGCCAAGCCGUCCGGGCACCAGAAAUCUGUUAAUGUGGAGUGAGGGACGCCUCUGCCCUAGGGAUGCCUGACUCAUUCUAGGAAGAGGAGCUGUGAACGAGGUUAAAGGGACAAAUGGCAGCCUCCUCUUCAUCCUCUUCAGCUGGUGGAGUCAGUGCAAGCUCUGUAACUGGAUCUGGGUUCAGUGUCUCAGAACUUGCCCCACCACGGAAAGCCCUCUUUACAUACCCCAAAGGAGCUGGAGAAAUGUUAGAAGAUGGCUCCGAAAGAUUCCUUUGUGAAUCCGUUUUCAGCUAUCAGGUUGCCUCUACAUUAAAGCAAGUGAAACAUGAUCAACAGGUUGCUCGGAUGGAAAAACUAGCUGGUUUAGUGGAAGAACUGGAAGCAGAUGAGUGGAGGUACAAGCCAAUAGAACAGUUGCUGGGGUUCACUCCAUCCUCAGGCUGAAAGCUUUGGGAUCACUGGUGUUGAAAGACAACACAAAUAUACAACACUUGGGAAUGAUUUUUAAAUAUGCUGCCAUUUAUCAGUGUGUUCCCAGGUGCAUCAUGUUUUUUUAAAUCCACACCAGGUGGCUCUGUAAUUGCAACUUACUGGAUACUACCACAAAACUGUAAAUCCUUUUAGUCUUCUGCAGGAUAGACAUUUGGUAAUAAUUCAGCAGGGCCUGGUUUCUGUAACUUAUGAAAUACAGUAAGUUUUAAAGGCUUGGCAAAUAACCUGUUUGUUUAAAGGGGAAGGGAAGGUUAUUAUAAAAAACCCGAUCAUUUAUACUCACAAUGGAAUGUACGUGCCUGAACUGGCCAGGUAAUAUCAAUCAUUCAGGACCUGGAUACCUUUGCUGUUUUGAGUCCAAAUCCUGGAGGGAAAAAGAACAAGGCACUGAAUGGAAAGAAGAUUCUUUUUGAAGAUGAAUGUGAUAACAAACUGUGCAGGGUCAACUGAAGAGAAAAAUGUUAACCAAUUUCUAUAGUUAGAUCUCCUUGUUUUUGCUGAGUCUUCUCUCUGCUAGCAUGUUUCUUUUUUGACUGUACACAAUAUGAGAAGGGAACUGCAGUUUAAUGCAGAGGCAGUGACUCAGGACACUGAAAUCUGCUCUCACCUUUACCAUAAUGUACAAAACUGUUCAAUGGCUAAUAAAUUUCAAGAGUUUGAA